AAGUUAAUCAAGUAUGACAUCUCCAUUUCAGCUAUCAAAUGGUUUAAAAGCUAUCUAGAGGAAAGAUGCCAAUCCGUUAGAAUUGAAAAUCAUCUCUCCGACCCAAAAUUAAUAACACAGGUAGUUCCUCAAGGAUCAAUAUUGGGGCCUCUUCUUUUUAGUAUGUAUGUCAAUGAUUUACCAACUAUACCCAAAUCUGCAAAUACGGAGUCGUAUGUUGACGAUAACAAGUUGUUUAUGUCUGUGAAUUGGAAUAAUUUGGACAAUGGUCUGAAAGAACUAAAGUGGGAUUUGGACAGCGUAGCUGGAUGGUGUUGCUGGAAUAAAUUAUUGAUAAAUCCGGAAAAGACAAAGUUUAUUAUAUUUUGUACGCGACAACUUUUAAAGAAUCUGCCAGAUGAUUUGUCCAUCCAGUUUCUGGGAGAGAUUCUUAUACCAUCCAAGUCAGUAAAGGAUCUUGGUGUAACCUUGGAUCGAGAACUCACCUUUGACGAGCACAUAAAUGUGGUAAAAUGUUGCAAAUCUUGCAAUUAUUCAUUAUGUCAGAUUUCUAGACUUAGGCAUUUGUUCAACAAAGAACACAUUGAAGCUAUUCUCAACUCACUAGUCUUCAGCAAAUUAUACUUUAGUUCCACUGUUUGGUCAAACACAACCAAAAGAAAUGUUGCCAAAUUACAGCAAUUACAGAAUUUUGCUGCUAGUAUUGUGGACAAUAAGAAAUUUGAACACAUAACUCCUACGUUGAAAGCUCUGAAAUGGCUUCCAGUAUCUGAUAAGUUGGUAUUAAAUGACGCGAUCAUGACUUAUAAAUGUAUGAACGGUCAAGCACCGUCCUAUCCGUGUUUCAAGAUUAUAAACAUGUGUGAGCAAACACAACGAUACAAUACCAGAUUUCAAUCAUCUGGCAAGAUAAAACAACAACUCUGCAGAACAAGCACAGGACAGCGAUCCUUUUUAGUCAGAGCUAUUAAUCUGUGGAACUAUAGCAUUGAAAAUAACAUCCAAAAGGAAAACCUGUCAAUUUUUAAAAAACAAUUUAAGACAAUUUUAUUGAACAAAUUUCUAGAUUCCUGA
Messenger RNA from Paramuricea clavata, 1074 nucleotides. Lineage: Eukaryota; Metazoa; Cnidaria; Anthozoa; Malacalcyonacea; Plexauridae. The record is from the annotation of a GenBank genome assembly.